CUGCGGUAAGAUCUGGGACCGUGGACUACCACUCCCGUGAGGUAGUGCGCCCUCCCACCCCGUUCGCGGCGUCUUCGAACGCGCCGCGGCAGCCAUGUUGGACGUGGCCAGCACAGGGGUCGGCACCAGGGGGUUAGCGAAGCAGCUGUCACGAUGCUGGGGUCGCUGGUGUUGAGGAGAACAGCGCUGACGCCGCGGCUCCUCCUCCAGCUGCUCAGGUCCCCAUCGCUCCGGAGCCAUGGAGGUGCCUUCAGCCGGAGCGUGACCACUGGGGGCCGCGGGGAGCUGCAGUGGCUGAGGGUGGCCGUCGGGGGAUUCCCUGGAACAUCGCCGGCCUUGCCCUCCGGACGAGGGGCAGCCACCGGGGGGCGCAGAGGAGGACGCACUGAGACCCAGCACUUCGCGGCCGCCACAGCGGAACGCCUCCCUGUCCCCGAAGAAACAUUCCCAGAACCGGACAGCUGGAAUGGGGUCCCCAGCAGGGCUGGACUGGGCAUGUGGGCCCUGGCCGCGGCGCUGGUGGUUCAUUGCUAUAGCAAGAGCCCGUCCAACAAGGCUUUUCUGCAGAGUGGGAGAAGAGUGGACACAGCCAUCUCUGAGAAGAUAGAGCUGUCUGAGCAUGUGCGUGUUUGGAGAACAGCAGAUGCGGCCCUGAUGGAAGCUGCUCGUGCCAACAAUGUGCAAGAAGUCAGAAGGCUGUUGUCAGAAGGUGCAGAUGUCAACGCAAGGCACAAACUUGGCUGGACGGCACUCAUGGUAGCAGCCAUCAGCCGAAAUGACAGUGUGGUGCAGGUCCUGCUUGCUGCUGGGGCUGACCCAAACCUUGGAGAUGAUUUCAGCAGUGUUUACAAGACUGCCAAGGAGCAGGGAAUCCACUCUUUGGAAGUCCUAGUCACCCGAGAAGAUGACUUCAACAACCGGCUGAACAACCGUGCAAGCUUCAAGGGCUGCACUGCCCUGCACUAUGCUGUCCUUGCUGAUGACUACCGCACCGUCAAGGAGCUGCUUGAUGGAGGAGCCAACCCCCUGCAGAGGAAUGAAAUGGGACACACAGCCUUGGAUUAUGCUCGAGAAGGGGAGGUGAUGAAGCUUCUGAAGACUUCUGAGGCCAAGUACCAAGAGAAACAGCGGAAGCGGGAGGCCGAGGAGCGGCGCCGUUUCCCCCUGGAGCAGCGUUUGAAGGAGCACAUCAUUGGCCAGGAGAGUGCCAUCGCCACAGUGGGUGCCGCGAUCCGGAGGAAGGAGAAUGGCUGGUACGACGAAGAACACCCUCUGGUCUUCCUCUUCUUGGGAUCAUCUGGAAUUGGAAAAACAGAGCUGGCCAAGCAGACAGCCAAAUAUAUGCACAAAGAUGCCAAAAAGGGCUUCAUCAGGCUGGACAUGUCUGAGUUCCAGGAGCGACAUGAGGUGGCCAAGUUUAUCGGGUCCCCACCAGGCUACAUUGGCCACGAGGAGGGCGGCCAGCUGACCAAGAAGCUGAAGCAGUGCCCCAACGCCGUGGUGCUCUUCGAUGAGGUGGACAAGGCCCACCCUGACGUGCUCACCAUCAUGCUGCAGCUGUUCGAUGAGGGCCGGCUGACAGAUGGAAAGGGGAAGACCAUCGACUGCAAGGAUGCCAUUUUCAUCAUGACCUCCAACGUAGCCAGCGACGAGAUUGCAGAGCACGCGCUACAGCUACGGCAGGAAGCCCUGGAGAUGAGCCAUAACCGCAUUGCCGAAAACCUCGGGGAUGUCCAGAUCAGUGACAAGAUCACCAUCUCAAAGAACUUCAAGGAGAACGUGAUCCGCCCCAUCCUGAAAGCUCACUUCCGGAGGGAUGAGUUUCUGGGCCGGAUCAAUGAGAUUGUCUACUUCCUCCCCUUCUGCCACUCCGAGCUCAUCCAACUAGUCAACAAAGAACUAAACUUCUGGGCAAAGAGGGCCAAGCAGAGGCACAACAUCACGCUGCUCUGGGACCGCGAGGUGGCGGACGUGUUGGUCGAUGGCUACAACGUGCACUACGGCGCCCGCUCCAUCAAGCAUGAGGUCGAGCGCCGGGUGGUGAACCAGCUGGCAGCUGCCUACGAGCAGGACCUGCUGCCGGGGGGCUGCACUCUGCGCAUCACCGUCGAGGACUCGGACAAGCAGCUGCUCAAGAGCCCUGAACUGCCCUCACCCCAGGCUGAGAAGCGUUCCCCCACGCUGCGGCUAGAGAUCAUCGAUAAGGACAGCAAGACCCACAAACUGGACAUCCGGGCUCCACUACACCCCGAGAAGGUGUGCUAUACCAUCUAGCACCUAUCUGUCCACCUACAUGUGCCCUCAACAUCCAAUAAAGACCCCUCGCUGUGGCAUGGCAACCAACCCAGCUUCAGCUCAUGCCUCUUCCCCUUUA
Messenger RNA from Tupaia belangeri chinensis (Chinese tree shrew), 2374 nucleotides. RefSeq names its product ClpB family mitochondrial disaggregase (gene CLPB). Gene Ontology annotation, molecular function: ATP hydrolysis activity; protein binding; ATP binding. Gene Ontology annotation, cellular component: mitochondrion; cytoplasm. Gene Ontology annotation, biological process: cellular response to heat. Bases 154 to 2274 code for a protein of 706 amino acids. The transcript has 17 exons. NCBI's taxonomy places the organism in Eukaryota, Metazoa, Chordata, Mammalia, Scandentia, Tupaiidae. The record is from RefSeq and is a predicted model, not a curated record.